UUAAAUCCCAAUCACAAACUUAAACCAACAUAAGGAUUAAGACUAGAUCACUUAUGAAUGAAAUAAAAACAAAUAGGAUAUUUAUUUAGUCAGACAGUCUUGUUUGUAUAAGUGGUUGUGUAACUAGAAUUUUCUCAUAACAAAUAGCCUAGCUUUUUUCCCCCUUUUUCUUUCUUUAAAAAAAAGAAGAUAUUAAAAGCUCAAACAGAGAGAAGCAGUGGCUUUUAAAGAACAGGACAGCCGGAUCUCUGAUCUCCUUCUGGGAUAUUGAAUUGGAAACAAAUCGCAGCAGAUUAGUGUUAAGUAAAAUAUUUGCGGUUACAUCACCGCUGAGUGCACUGUAUGGACCACGGCGCUUCAUCCUGACAGGCGCUCAAGUCUCAGUCCUAUUGGGUCCAGCAUUGAUGGGUGGACUGAAUAAAUAGCGAGUGAGAUGCGGUUGAGGAUGAGAUGAGUGGAGGAGCAGCAGAGGAAGUAGGAGGCACACAGUUCAUAGUAGCUGCUCGUAACUCACUGUAACUGUGCGCUGUAGUAGCAACUGGAUCUGACUGACUGACUGAGCCGCAGCUUUUACUCUCCUUUAACUCACAAGUUGUGGUGCAGCUUUCUCUCUAUUUUUCCACACUUUGGUGUAUGAGCGUUGACCAGGUUUCCUGACUGAACUGUGAUCCAAGUUUGUCGGCGUCACCUUUCCUACUCGUUGCAAACAGGUUGCAAAGAGAAGAGGAGAAACCUUCCCUGCGCUUCUGCCACCGUUCAAUUGAAUUGAAUUGAAACCUCGGUCAAGAUGAUGAUCAUUAUUGCGGAGUUCUUCGUGGUCAUUUUGAAAGUGCUCUGGGCUUUUGUCACAGCCGGGGCUAAGUGGGUUGUGCGGCCCAAGGAGAAGAGCGUGGCGGGACAGGUGUGCGUGAUCACCGGGGCUGGAAGUGGUCUUGGGCGUCUCUUCGCCAAGGAGUGCCGGAGACGAGCGAUACUGGUGCUAUGGGACAUAAACAGCCAAAGCAACGAGGAGACAGCAGAGAUGGUGCGGCAAAUAUACCAUGAACUCGACACUCCCAUAGCCAAAGACGGACCUGUUGGAGGUGUUGAGGAAGUCCCUCCUUUCCAGCCACAGGUCUACACCUAUGUGUGUGAUGUGGGAAAGCGGGAGAGUGUGUAUUCUACAGCUGAGAAGGUGCGUCGAGAGGUGGGAAAUGUGGACAUACUGAUCAACAAUGCUGGUGUCGUCUCUGGCCAUCACCUUCUGGAGUGCCCUGAUGAGCUGAUCGAGCGCACCAUGGUGGUCAACUGCCAUGCACACUUCUGGACCACCAAGGCGUUUCUCCCCAAGAUGCUGGAGCUGAAUCAUGGGCACAUUGUGACGGUUGCCAGCUCCCUGGGUUUAUUCAGCACAGCUGGAGUGGAGGAUUACUGCGCCAGUAAGUUUGGUGCCAUCGGGUUCCAUGAGUCACUGAGCCAUGAGCUGAAGGCCUCAGAGAAGGAGGGCAUCAACAUGACUUUGGUGUGCCCUUACCUGGUCGACACAGGAAUGUUCAAAGGCUGCAGAAUAAGGAAGGAGAUUGAGCCAUUUCUGCCUCCCUUGAAGCCAGAGUUUUGUGUGAAACAGUCCAUGAGGGCCAUCCUCACUGACCAGCCCAUGAUCUGUACACCUCGCAUCGUCUAUAUGGUCAACUUCAUGAAAAGCAUCCUACCCUUCGAGGCCAUUGUGUGCAUGUACCGGUUCCUAGGCGCAGACAAGUGCAUGUACCCCUUCCUAGCUCAGAGAAAGGAGGCCAUGAACAACAAUGAGGCCAAGAAUGGGAUCUAGGGGGCGCUGUUGGCAACAGGAACAGGGGCACAUAAACCUGCAAGCAUGAGGAAACAACCACUGAGGAUGAAAAACGGGGAACACGGAAGGAAAGAAGAAAAGACUGAAUCUAGACUGGUGCACUUGCAUUGAGCAAAUGCAAAGGUUUACCAUAUUGUUCCUCUGGAACAAAGAAAGCUGUGUACUACACAAAGGAUUUAUUUGACUUUGUUUUGUCUUUUUUUAAGUUUGUUUAAAGAAACCAACAUCUAUAUACUGUGUCACUAGUUUUGAAAUCAUACAGAUAAGGUAUCCAAUAAUUAACUAUUUACGUAAUGUAGUCACCAGCCUUAUCUAGUGUUAUUGUGGAAAUAUACAGUAUGUUACUGUACAAACAGUAAAAAUCUUUUUUUUUUCACUUUUUUUUGUAGACAUGCACUGUAAUUUUCAGAUUUUUCUCCACACUGCCAAUAUUCUCUGUGUAGGAAGAUUCAACACAGCAAUUCAAAGUACCCAAUGUCUCCCCACACAGAGGCUCUUUUUCAGUCAGUCAGGAAAUCAGUUUGUAACGUACACAGUUCUGAUUAAAGGCUUGUGCCAAUUAAAAUAAAGCAAGACAAAUAUUUCACACUUAAGUUUACCUAAUUCAGUUAAUAUAUUAAGUUAAAGACAUGUAGCAUAUGUGUUAAAAAUCAAGUCCAUGCAUUCCAAGUGGGACAUUUAAUGGCCAGAUUGUGGCUGACUUAAAUCGUCACAGGGGUUUCCAGUGUUAAUGAGACUCCACAGUGUCCCUUUAAUGGUCCUGUUUAUUUCAGGUCUGUAUUGACUGACCUCUCAAAUUAAAGUGGACGCGGGAGUCAGUGUCCUGGGUUGAACUAGCAUGUGUGACACAUUCAGAAUGUACUGGGAGAAACUGAGAGGAAAUUUGUAUUUUCUCUCAUUUGUCUUUAUUUUCAAGAUCUGUGGUGUUUAUAUUGUAAAUUUAUCUGUUACCAAUUUUAUUUUGUUUAAAAAAAAAAAAAGAAAAAUAAUCCAACAUAGGCUGUAAGUCCAGGCGCACGCUGGCCCAACACUGAUAGUUGAGGGAAAUGUAUUAAAGACACUAGCUUUCCAUGUUUUCUUUCCCAAAGUAACACUUUAACUCUCCUGUCCAUUGUCCACCUUGUCCAGUUAAAGUGAAAUGUAAAUGUUUAAAUGUAACUGUUGUGAAUACCCCAGUAUCCCAAAAUGUCUGUCUCCACCAUAUUUGAUGUAUGAAUAUUUUAUAUACCUUUGGGACGACAAGAGUUUUUGAAUUUCAACUACAUUCCAAUAGGCAUCAUUCCUUCAGUCACAGUGAUGAGCCUAAAUUCUCUACCUCUUAAUUUUUGCCAUUUUUUGACAGUAUGACAUAAGCCUCUUUUUUUUUUUUUUUUUUGUAAUUUUCUGAAGACUGCUCCAUAGCAGAGCAAAUGUGGUUCCAAUGUUUAGUGUCUCUACCUAACUUAAAUUAAUAA
This is a messenger RNA of Scomber scombrus (Atlantic mackerel), 3282 nucleotides long. RefSeq names its product retinol dehydrogenase 10a (gene rdh10a). Lineage: Eukaryota; Metazoa; Chordata; Actinopteri; Scombriformes; Scombridae. Gene Ontology annotation, cellular component: lipid droplet. Gene Ontology annotation, molecular function: oxidoreductase activity, acting on the CH-OH group of donors, NAD or NADP as acceptor. The record is from RefSeq and is a predicted model, not a curated record.